GGCAUUUACAGUAUCACCACUGUGGGGUCGUUGAAAUUUAUGGUCAACUUCACCCCAUUUGAAGGUCCUUUCUUUAUCAGGUACACUUCUUCUGAAUGACCUGACUGUAUAGAAGUCCUGGAUACAAACUGAUGAUUAAUCAAAUUGGAUCAAAUGUCAAUAACAGCUCAGAAAUAAAAUGACGUGCUCAGUGAAGGAAUGCAAAAUGAGAGUCUUCAUUUCGUGUAUGCCUGGGACACAAUAUGGAGUGACUGUAAGGUCUUGAAAAUUUUAUCAGUCUGUGGCUGGGAAAGUACAAAAUUUCAUCUUUUAACUGUUGCUAUAUGUGCAGCUGCAGCUAUGAACAAGAUGAACAGGAAACAAAAAGGAAAAUUCCACAGUAUAGCACUACUUCUGUUGCUUAUGACUGCCAAUGAUGCUGCCAGUCAACUGAUAAGCACUUCAGUUCAUCACAAAAAUAAUGACAGUAGCUUGGAAGACAGGGAGAUCCAGCCUACUCACAAUUUUUUUCCAGGUGGAAGUUUGAUGAACAAUGUGACGAAUAUAGAACAGCACUUCAGAAACAUGAAUUUUAUUUGGCAACAUUUCAUUUCAAAAUUUGCCUGGAAAGUGAAGAAUACUCUGAAAGCACUUCGAUUUCUAUACCAAGAUUUUGAAUCAGAGUUUGAUAUUGCAAUGUGCUAUAUAAAAUAUUUUCAAGUAAUCCCUGGUUUAAGAUCAGGCAGGAAUAAUAAUGCAAACAAGAGGCAACUGUCAGAAUUGUUUUCAGAUCUCUCUUAUCCUAAUAGUGACAGGCAUCAGUUACUUAAAAAUAAUAUACGAAGUAUGAACGAUAAGAAAAAAUUUAAUGUAGGAUCUGAAAUAAUAAAACUAGUAAUGCUAAUGCUAACCCAUUUAAAAAUGAUAACAAAAGAAAUAUUGCAGACGAAUGGCAAAAGAAACUUACAUCAAGAAAGUGAGUACAAAAUUGGCUCCACUGAUAUUGGAACUAAUAUUUCUCUCCCUAGGCUAAAUUCAUCACAAAGAUAUUGGUAUGGUGAAAAUAUCGGUAUUAGUGAUAUAAUAACCAAUGUUUAUACAGCACUUUACUUAUCAUUUUAUGGGGAAAUGCCAGCAGAAUAUCUGAAUCAGCAAGGUGAUCUGAAAUUUGGUUCACUUGUAAUGAAUUGGACAAAGAAAUGUAUGGAGAUAUUCAACACCCAUACCCUUGUUAAAUGUACAAGAAAAUAUCUAAUGAAGAAGAUAUGGAGUUGGGUUGAUGCUGAAGAAAGACCUGUAACAUGAUUUUCAAUACAAUAAAGAAUUAACAUCUUCUGCAACUUGAGUAACCAAUA
Messenger RNA from Schistocerca gregaria, 1334 nucleotides. RefSeq lists its product as uncharacterized. The record is from RefSeq and is a predicted model, not a curated record. The transcript has 5 exons. Lineage: Eukaryota; Metazoa; Arthropoda; Insecta; Orthoptera; Acrididae. The coding region runs from base 199 to 1284 and encodes 361 amino acids.